Papaver somniferum (opium poppy) is the source of this 1430-nucleotide messenger RNA. Its product is annotated as phospholipase A1-IIdelta-like. Gene Ontology annotation, molecular function: glycerophospholipid phospholipase A1 activity. The record is from RefSeq and is a predicted model, not a curated record. The transcript has a single exon. Lineage: Eukaryota; Viridiplantae; Streptophyta; Magnoliopsida; Ranunculales; Papaveraceae. Gene Ontology annotation, biological process: lipid metabolic process. Bases 98 to 1384 code for a protein of 428 amino acids.
AGAGCUGGCAUAAUCAUCAUUAGUAUUACUUUCCACGUCUAUAUAAUCUCAAGGGAUUUACCCCUAGAGUUCUUCAAUACAAUUUCAAAGUCAUAAAAUGGAGAUUUCAGAACUGGAACCUGGAAGAUGGGAAGAAAUACUAGGAAGCAACCAUUGGGAAGGGCUCCUAGAACCUCUCGAUUUGAACUUGCGGCAACUUAUUCUCCGUUGUGGCGACUUCUGCCAGGCAACUUAUGAUUCAUUUGUAAGCGAUAAGCACUCCAAAUACUGUGGUAGUUGUCGUUAUGGAAAAAAAUCAUUCUUCAAAAAAGUUGCACUGGAAUCAGCUGCAAAUGACUACUUUGUGGAUUCAUUCCUCUAUGGAACUUCACGUGUGGUAAGAUCCUGCUUCUCCUUCUCAUACUCAAAAGAAGCCUGGGAUCGUGAAUCGAACUGGAUCGGUUACAUUUCUGUAAGCACUGAUGAAGUUAGCAAAAUCCUUGGAAGACGGGAAAUAUACGUAGCAUGGCGUGGUACAACAACAACUCUUGAGUGGAUGAAUGUGUUUGAUGCGGAAAAGGCGUCAAUUAAGCCAUUAUUGAAGCCAAAAUACCUUAACGCUGAAACAAAUGCUACUGAAGAACGCCAGCGCCACUGGUAUGACAUUUUGAUUUGCAAGCAGAAUGAAGCUACUAAUGGUAAUGACGAUGAAAAUAUACCUGAAGUUAUGAAGGGUUGGCUUACGAUUUACAAUUCUGAUAAUCCAAAUUCCCAGUUCACAAAGCUAAGUGCGAGGACCCAAGUUCUCUCGAAGAUCAAAAGACUAGCAACCAUGUACAAAGAUGAAAAUGUAAGUGUAAUACUAACAGGACACAGCCUCGGUGCAAGUUUAGCAAUCUUAUGUGCAUUUGAUUUAGUUGAAAACGGGUUAUCUAAAAUACCGGUGACGGCUGUCGUAUUUGGUAGCCCACAAAUUGGUGAUAAAGCUUUCACUGAUAAGGUUAUGACUUUCACUAACCUUAGGGUAUUGCAUGUGAAGAACACGAUUGAUCUUAUACCGCAUUAUCCAGGUAGGCUAUUAGGUUUCGCUCAUACAGGGACAGAUUUUGAAGUCGAUACUCGAAAGUCGACGAGUUUAAAGGAUUCCAGAAAUCCUAGCGACUGGCAUAAUCUGCAAGCUAUACUCCAUACAGUUGCUGGUUGGAAUGGGAAAGAAAAAGAAUUUGAAUUGAAAGUGGACAGAAGUGUUGCAUUAGUUAAUAAGUCUAGCGACUAUCUGAAAGAUGACGAGUUAGUCCCAGCGUCAUGGUGGGUAGAGAAGAACAAAGGAAUGGUGCUUGAAGACGGGAAAUGGGUUAUGGCUCCACCAGAUGAAGAGGACAUACCUGUUCCUGAAUCUUACUAACUAUAUAUUGUUUGAAUCCGUUUUCUGUUUCUAAAUUUUUGCAGUU